AUGGAUACCAUUGAUAUCUCGAACUUGAAUCGCCAAUUCUUGUUUCGUCAGACUGAUGUCGGUAAACCUAAGGCUGAGGUUGCUGCAGCGUUUGUCGAGAAGCGUGUGAAAGGUGUCAGGAUCACUCCAUUUGUGGGGAAGAUCCAAGACAAAGAUGAGGAAUACUACAUGCAGUUCAAAAUCAUUGUUUGCGGCCUGGACAGCAUUGAAGCUCGUCGGUGGAUCAAUUCUCUGGUUGUGGGGAUGGUUGACCCGGAAAAUCCAGAGAGCUUGAAACCUCUCAUAGACGGUGGCACAGAGGGGUUCAAGGGGCAAGCUAGGGUCAUCCUGCCCACACUAACUUCAUGCAUUGAAUGCCAGCUUGAUAUGCAUGCCCCUCGUGCUGCAGUUCCGUUAUGUACAAUUGCAACUAUCCCUCGACAGCCUCAACACUGCAUCGAAUGGGCCCAUCAAAUUGCGUGGGGUGAGCAAAGGAAAGGUGAAGAAUUUGAUGGUGAUGACUUGGAACACGUAACGUGGAUCUACCAGACUGCUCUCGAGCGAGCAAAACAAUUCUCCAUUCCUGGGGUUACCUUUUCCAUGUCCCAAGGAGUGGUAAAGAGUAUCAUUCCAGCGAUCGCUUCAACAAAUGCGGUCAUUGCAGCGGCCUGCACUUCUGAGGCUCUUAAAAUAGCAACGUCUUGCAACCCCUAUUUGGAAAAUUAUAUGAUGUAUGCUGGAGAGGAAGGGGUUUACACUUACACAUUUGCAGUAGAGCAGAAAGAAGAUUGUCCAGUUUGCGGAAAUCUUGCGAAAACUAUAGAAGUGAACCCGGAAUCGACAUUGGAGCAGUUCAUUGAGUCUCUUGGGGAGAGGGCUGAGGCACAGUUGAAAUCCCCAAGUCUGAGGACAGAACAAACAACGCUGUACCAACGAUUCCCACCCCAGUUAGAGGAACAGACGAGGCACAAUCUACAGAAAAAGUUGAAAGACUUAUUAGAGUCCGGCGAAGAAGUGGCAGUCAGUGAUCCCGCUUUCACGAUUGACUUCCGAUUUAAAUUGGUUUUCCGAUAA
Messenger RNA from Trichophyton benhamiae CBS 112371, 1053 nucleotides. RefSeq lists its product as uncharacterized. The record is from RefSeq and is a predicted model, not a curated record. Gene Ontology annotation, cellular component: cytoplasm; nucleus. Gene Ontology annotation, biological process: protein neddylation. The coding region runs from base 1 to 1053 and encodes 350 amino acids. Gene Ontology annotation, molecular function: NEDD8 activating enzyme activity. The transcript has 3 exons. Lineage: Eukaryota; Fungi; Ascomycota; Eurotiomycetes; Onygenales; Arthrodermataceae.